UCAACGAACGGCCUUCUGUCACCGAUAUAACCUACUGCGUCUCCUCUACCCGCAGCUGGAGAUCGUCUGUCACCUUACUUCCACCAUGUUGCUAACCAAGUGCCUGGGUUUAUUCUUGAUCGCCGGCGUAUUCUUCGCCUCUUCUGCUCAGGGAUCGUGUUGUGAUGGAGGAGAGGCCGUGAUAGUACCGGUUCCACACCCGGUACCACACCCGGUUCCAGUCCCCUGCUUGCCAGCAGCACCUCCCUGCUACCCUGCAGUCCACCAUGCUGCUCCCUGUUACCCUGCAGCCCACCAUAAUCCCUGUUACCCUGCAGCCCACCAUGCUGCACCCUGUUACCCUGCACAUACGCCCUUGUACGGCUCCUCUUACUGCCCUCCCGCUCACUACCCUGCGAUCACUAAAAAACUCAGUUGUGAGCAGAAGUUGUGUUCCUGUUUGAAAAAACUUAUAUGUUAAUCGAAUAAUAAAUGUUAUUAUUAUUACUA
Homalodisca vitripennis (glassy-winged sharpshooter) is the source of this 489-nucleotide messenger RNA. Its product is annotated as sperm mitochondrial-associated cysteine-rich protein-like. The transcript is spliced from 2 exons. The coding region runs from base 86 to 460 and encodes 124 amino acids. The record is from RefSeq and is a predicted model, not a curated record. Lineage: Eukaryota; Metazoa; Arthropoda; Insecta; Hemiptera; Cicadellidae.